CAGGAGAAUGUCGAUUUCACACCGGAUUUUUACCUGCUCGGGCAGCUGGUGGCGGCGCUGGCCCUGCACAUCACAGACGGCGUGACGGAGAUCGGCGAGGCCGCCGCGGAGGCCCUGUACCACCUGCACCAAGUUGCCAGCACCAAGACGGCCAAGGAAAUGCAGAGGAGGCAGAGGAAUCCGAAGGGGAAGGCUGUGAAGUGGUUCCGGGAAGACCUCACCUUUCCUGGCCCCUUGGUCUUCUACAGCAACAUCCCGAAAGUGGCAAAGGCGUUUGGCGAGCACCUGUCCUCCGCACAGAGCACGGAAGUGGCGCUCAGGGCAGCACAGUGCCUCGCGCAGCCAGAGAAGAACCUGGCUCAGGCCGCAGGGGUGCUGCUGCGCUCCUUCCUGGAGGAAUGUGGGAAGGACAUGGACGGUCUUCCCACGAUCGUCAGGGAAAUUUACACCAACCUCUCCAAGAUUGAGGACCCAACCGCAGCGGAGAUAUGGAGGGCGCUGGCGGCCGACCCCUAUUCCAGCAUCAAGCUGAUGAAGCCUCUGCUGAAGCGGCUGCAGGACAAAGACGUGGAUCCCAGAAGCUCAUCCACGAGGCACAGCAAGUCCCAGAUGCCCAUGGCGGCCACCAGUGCCUUGUGCGCUGUCCUGUCCGCGUCUGAGGCCGCAGCUGUCCUGCAGAACUAUUUCCCGCACCUGCUCGUUGCCCUGCUUGUCCAGAUCUACGCUGGGCAGGUUCUGGAGCCCAUCCUUGGUCCUCUGGUGUCCUGUGCUCUGGAUCCAGAGAGGGCCAUUGCCAAGGAAGCCCUCCGGACCCUCCCGUGUGUCUUCCGUCACAUGGAGGUGGAGGAGUUCGGCUUCGUGGGCACCGACCUCAUCCCACACCUCCCGAGAUACUUCAGUGACGAUGAAGAGGACGUGAGGCAGGCCUCCGUUUCUCUCUUCGGGAUGCUGCUGUCGGGGGUGAAGGAACCCCGGAGGAACGCUGUGACGGAGGACGUUCUGGGAAGCCUCGUUCCCCUCCUCAUCCAGCUGGCGGAUCCCGGGAGCCGCGAGGCUGCUCGGGGUGCCCUUUCUGACUGUGCCAGCUUCAUGAGAUGGACGGACAUUCCCAGCGACCUCUUCGACUGCCCAUCCUCCGGCAAGCUCUACAACGCCUACCUCGACAUCUGCAAGCACACCGUGAGUCGGACUGCGGCGGCGGAGGCUUUGACGCCCUGCCACAAGCGCCUGCCCCUUGACGUGGCCGGGCUGGCGAGGCCCGCGGAGGACUUGGGCAGCUUGCUCCUGCGAGGUGGCACGAGGCGCGGGGCCCGAGCUCCGGUUGCCGCCUCGUCUCAGCCUCGUUCCUGUCAAAUACGGAUGGCGAUCGCAGAGCACUGCCAGCCACGUUCCCUGGCCCCUUUGCCCGCAGUGCCCUCCCGUCCCACUAAAUGCACCGCUCUGACAA
Messenger RNA from Varanus komodoensis (Komodo dragon), 1447 nucleotides. RefSeq lists its product as uncharacterized. The annotation marks the transcript as partial. The record is from RefSeq and is a predicted model, not a curated record. NCBI's taxonomy places the organism in Eukaryota, Metazoa, Chordata, Lepidosauria, Squamata, Varanidae. Gene Ontology annotation, cellular component: cytoplasm. The transcript has 10 exons.